UCCCAGUUCCCAAAGCAUUUUCCCCCAACCGACCAACUCUCGGUUUCGUUUCGCCAGCACAGCACACAAUCCCACACUGCGAUGGCAGCGCCGCCGGCGCCGGGGGAGGGGGAGCUGACGGAGGUGCUCAUCGGCGAGAUCAUCCACCGCUUCCCGCCGAACAAUCCGGCAUGCCUCUUCCGCGCUUCAGCCGUUUCCCGGGCGUGGCGUGCCUUCGUCACCUCCGACGAUGUCCUCCGCCGCUACCGCGAGUUCCACGGGGCACCGCCGGUUCUGGGCCUCCUGCAGAACCGCGAUCCUGCCGACGAACCAGAGCCUCCUGCACAAGUGCAGCCUCGCUUCUAUGCCACCGCUACCCCUCCCCCGCCGAUCAACCUGCCCAACAUCCAGGGCGACUACUCGCUCCUUCUCGACUGCCGCCACGGUCGCGUGCUGGUCCAUACCAUAUUUCCCCACGGCCUCAUCGUCUGUAACCCCAUCACCGGCGAGCAGCAGGUCCUGCCCGACUAUCAUGUGUUUCCCUUCAGUUGCUUCGGCGGAGCGGUGCUCUGCGCCGUCGACGACUGCGACCACCUCGACUGCCAUGGGGGCGCCUUCCGCGUGGUCUUCACGGGCACCAUCAACACCGACGCUGAAGCGGACGAACACAUCGACGAGGUCUUCACAUCGGCGAUCCUCUACUCUUCGGAUACCGGAUUCUGGACCGCGCCGACGACAGUCCACCCCGGCCCCCUCAUGAACUCCAACGACGUGAUGGGCCCAAGCCUGCUCGCCGGCGACGCGGUGUACUUCACCCUGGACCUCCAGAACAGCCGCACUGUUCUCAGGUACGAUUUGGGCGGGGCGGCCCUGUCUGUGAUGAACGCGCCACCGUCGGUCAGGACUAGGAGGGACACGUUCCUGGUGACGGGGGAGGACGAAGGGCUGGGGUUUGCCGCCGUGGAGGACUACCGCCUCCGCCUGUGGUCGUGGAGCGAGGCUGUAUGGGCGCCGUGGAGGGACAUCAGCCUGGAGACGAUGAUACCCUUGACCAUCGGAGACCCCACCACCGAGCUCAAGGUGAUCGGCUUCGCAGAGAUGUCUGGUGUCAUCUUUGUCAUGGCAAAUGGCAUCGUUUCCGCUCUCGAGUUGAUGUCUGGCGAAAUCAGCGAGGUCAGAGAGACGCUCAACUCCAGCACUAUCUUUCCCUUCGAGAGCUUCUAUACUCCAGGAAUGGGGGGUGCAUAAGGAUCUCACUUUCCAGUUCGAGGGUCUUCUUCAGUGUUAUACAUCUACCCUGGUAGCAUUGCAGGAAGAUAGCGUUCUUGGCCUUUCUGCAAGAGGGUAACUGCACUAGAAUUGUAGUACUCUCUUUGUGCUUGGGAACUGAACUGAUGGUAACUGCAGUAGAAUUGUAGUACUACUCUCUUUGUGCUUGGGAACUGAACUGAUGGUAACUGCAGCAGAAUUGCACUGUAGUUCGCAAUCAGACAAGGAGAAUCAUACGAUUCCUCAUGUUACCUUGAUGAAUUUUUGGUAACUUCAUGAUUACGCGAAGGUCUGUUAUGCUUAUUUUAGACUUCAAUUGUAGUUAAUGUUCUUCUUGUGUUCAGCGGGCUGAUUGGAUUUUUGAACUGAUGCGAGACUCUGCUUCUCUGUUUCUGAUGAAAGAAUCUGUGUGGAUCUUUUUCGUUUCAGUAUAA
Messenger RNA from Sorghum bicolor (sorghum), 1682 nucleotides. RefSeq lists its product as uncharacterized. The transcript has 2 exons. Gene Ontology annotation, molecular function: protein binding. The record is from RefSeq and is a predicted model, not a curated record. Lineage: Eukaryota; Viridiplantae; Streptophyta; Magnoliopsida; Poales; Poaceae. Bases 82 to 1227 code for a protein of 381 amino acids.